AGUAUAGUUUAUGACUGAUAAUGUCGUAAUUCGUCGUCUGUAAUCACAUAAUAUCUUCUUUGUAAUUUGACAGAUAUGAUAUUUGCGUAGCGUCUUGUUGUGUUAUGCUGGUUACAGUAUAUUUUUCUGCUAAUGUCGAAAUCCGGUGAAUAAAGCCACCCGGGUCGCAGAAUUAAAAAAAAAUGUUUUUUUGUUCCUGACACGCUGGACGUGCUUUCAGUUUUUGAAAACCGGCAUGGCAGUCUGGUGUAGUAGUGCAUUCAAAAAUGUUUGGUUUAGGGCUAUCAUAACUUAAUGGUGAUGUAGUAUUAAAAUUUAAAAAAUAGUGCCUACUGUUUGAGGUUUUCGUAUUUUGGUAAAAGCGUGAUAAACGAAACAUGGCAUCUGCUGCAGAACAACCACAACAGACCACCCUGAAUUUUUAUCAGGCGAUGGCAGACUUUAAAAUAAUGUUCCCGGAGAUGGAUGACGAUGUUAUCGAGGCCGUGCUGCGAUCGAACCAAGGAGCAGUAGAUACGACGAUCGACCAGCUAUUAUCAAUGAGUACAGAUAACGAGAACGAAAAGAUUCGUAGCGAGUUGGAAGAAAACGAAGACAUGCCUGCUGUAAAGGCCGUGAAAGCUACUAAGUCCGAUGCAUCUAGUAAAUCUAAAAGCAUUCAAAAAUGGAAGCCUCCUUUGCUAGGACCACUGCCAGAAACUUUUCUUAGAAUCCCUCAACAAUUAGCAGAGGCAUCUGAAGAAUCCAUAUUUGAUAAUUCACUUCUAGAAGAUGAAAGAAUUGCCAUGUUUCUACAAAACGAGGAAUUCAUGGCGGAACUGCGUUGGAACGAAGACUUUUUAUCUACCCUAGAAAAUGAUACAAAAUUGCAAGAUACUGCUGCUAGUCACGAAGAUGAGGAUUUGUUUAAGGAAAGAUUAAGAAACAUGGGCAAAGUAUCUCGUCGGAAGUUUGCACAACUUACAAAGGUUUUUACACGAAGCAAGAAACGUCGACAAUUGUUGCCGCCAACAGCUUCAUGUGAUGAUCUUCUGGAUCCUGAGGAGUCUUCUAGACCACGGACUUGAGAUUAAAAAACAGCUCCAAGAGAUCUGAGACCAAUUUUUAAAAGAUACUUUUCAGGGUCUUAACUUGGUGUUUUUUCUUUAAAGCUUUAAAUGCGUAAAUUAAUGAAAUCAAUUAAUUGAAGAGCUAGGUAUAUAUUGAACAAUUUGUCCGUUUUACGUUUAUGAUCAUUUAUAUAGUUUUUUUUUUCUCAAAAUUUUAUACAUUUAAAAACAUAUAUUUUAGCAUAUUACAAUAUAAUUUUUCUAGUGUUGUUGAAUCUCGUCAUUAUAAGAGUAGGUAUGCAAAUUAUACAAUAUUUUUAACAUUGGCCAUGUUAAAAAAAAAUAGAUUUAUAGUCAUAAACACGUGAGGAGAAAAUAGAAAGAUGCAAUUCAAUUCGUGAUUAUUAAAUUAUUAAGAAAUUUGGAAAGAAUGAAUUAUUAGAUUUCGAGAAACGAAACACCCUAGUCAGCGUAUCUAGCCAGUAAAUGUAUGUUCGUUAUUACGCAGAUUUUAGACUGCAACGCCAAUUAGUUUUACCUGGUGCUUUUUUAUUUAAAAGUAGUUUACGGACAGAGUUUGAGGCGUUGCAAACAGUCUCUUAUUGACAUAUUACCGUUAAUAUAGAAAUACUAACAUGAAUCAUAUUAGUAUAGACCUGUACAACAUAUAUUUAAAUUGAUAUAUUCUAUAUAUCAUUCAAACCACUCAUUGUUUGUGACUGUUGUAGAUAUUAUUAGGCUUUUAAUGAAAGAACCUUCCAUUCCAAAGGAAAAACUUUCCUACUUUUAUAAAAAUUUUAAAAUUAUUUACGAAAUAAUUUUAUUCUAAAAGUACUUUUCUUGACAAAUUCAAAUUUCAACUCAUUUGAUAAAAAUGGCUAAGUUUGAUGAUUUGUGGACUGUUGUAAAUGCAAAAACGAGUAACUGUGCUGUAUUAACGAUUUAUUUCGUGACCGUCGUUUUAUAUGUCCUGCUGUGAACGAAUGGUCGCAAAAAAUAAUAGAAUGAGAUAGUAUUUAAGUAAUUGUGAUUUAUAAAAUAUACUCAGGCCCUGUUUACACAUUGUUAUCGUACAUAGCUGUAUAUCCUCUUUCUCUAAAAAUUAUAACACAUCAAGCUUAUUAAAUAAAUGAACCUUAUACAGUCAAA
Molecule: messenger RNA, 2198 nt
Organism: Belonocnema kinseyi
Lineage: Eukaryota; Metazoa; Arthropoda; Insecta; Hymenoptera; Cynipidae
Product: CUE domain-containing protein 1
Exons: 4
Coding region: 378-1067 (229 amino acids)
Molecular function (GO): ubiquitin binding
Source: RefSeq, a predicted model, not a curated record